This is a messenger RNA of Sphaerulina musiva SO2202, 2201 nucleotides long. Its product is annotated as 4-hydroxybenzoate polyprenyl transferase. Gene Ontology annotation, cellular component: mitochondrial inner membrane. Gene Ontology annotation, molecular function: 4-hydroxybenzoate polyprenyltransferase activity. Gene Ontology annotation, biological process: ubiquinone biosynthetic process. The transcript has 2 exons. The record is from RefSeq and is a predicted model, not a curated record. The coding region runs from base 68 to 1342 and encodes 424 amino acids. NCBI's taxonomy places the organism in Eukaryota, Fungi, Ascomycota, Dothideomycetes, Mycosphaerellales, Mycosphaerellaceae.
CGAAGACAAUCCAGCUGGUUGCAGUGUCCCUCUCUUCUCUUGUCUGCUCUUCUCUCCUUACCUCGCAAUGGCAUCUCCUCGAUGCUUCUCCUCGAUAUACCGGCCGGCCUCGUUCACGAGAACGUCGCGUCAAUUGCAGUUCUUGCGUCAGCCGGUGCGCACUCAAAGAUGGACGGCGACGACGAGGUCAGGACUCGCUAUACCGGUCAACACGAGCAGAAGGAGCGAUGCAGCCAAUAGCUGGCAGAGGAAGGAGCUUCGGCACAGCACGAGUCAAUCCACGUCCACUCCUCCAACCUUGCCCACUCCAGACAUUGCUCUGCAGCCCUACAGACUGCCAACUGCAGGUCUCCUCUCCUACUUACCACGCACUUGGGUCCCGUACGCAGAGCUCAUACGCCUCGACAAGCCCGCAGGCACUUACUAUCUCUUCUUACCAUGUCUCUUCAGCACACUACUGGCCGCACCUCUCACCAAUCCCAUCAUCCCUCCCACUACAGUGCUUUACACCAGCGGUCUCUUCUUCAUAGGCGCACUGAUCAUGAGGGGAGCAGGCUGCACCAUCAAUGACCUCUGGGACCGUGACCUGGAUCCUCACGUCUCCCGGACUCGUCUGCGACCCAUAGCUCGAGGUGCAAUUAGUGUACGCCAGGCGGUACCGUACCUCGGCUUUCAGCUCUUUGCUGGACUGGCACUCCUGGUACAGUUCCCAACUAUCUGUCUCUUCUACGGCGUCCCCUCCCUGCUACUGGUCGCCACAUACCCACUGGCCAAACGAGUGACAAACUAUCCACAAGCUGUGCUUGGCUUGACUUUCAGCUGGGGUGCCAUGAUGGGCUUUCCGGCUCUUGGUAUUGAUUUGCUGAGCGAUGUAUCAGCCUUGACAUCUGCGGCAUGUUUAUACGGCUCAUGCGUGGCCUGGACAAUCGUCUACGACAUGAUAUACGCCUACCAGGACAUUCGUGAUGAUGCCAAGGCUGGAAUUAAAAGUAUCGCUCUGGCCCAGGAGAAGAAUGCGAAGCUCUUUCUUUCCGCUGUGUCAGCUGUGCAAGUUGGACUGCUUGCCGGCGCUGGCGUGGCAGUGGGUGCGGGACCCGUCUACUUCCUUGGUACCGUAGCAGGAAGUGCAGCCACUUCAGCCUACAUGAUACGUAAUGUCAAACUCAAUGACAUCAAAGAUGCUGCCUACUGGUUCUUCUCAGGCGCGUGGAAGUGGACGGGAGGUGUCAUCACUCUCGGAUUGACAGCAGAGUAUGCUUGUCACUACUUCGACGUAUACGACAGGACGGAGUUGGAAAAGCAUGAGCCAUGCCCAGUGCCUUUCGCGCCACCUGGAGUGUGAAUAGAUACUGAAUUUAUGUCUUGAGUCUCCAAGAGCUCGAGCCACUGAAGGAGUCAUAUCGAUGGCAGAUUCCAUGCUUUCCACAAUGCUACACAGCGCUACGCACGUUUGCAUGGAAGCAACCUGAGGUUUCCAUCAAAACAUGUCGGGGUGGCAAUCUCUCUACCCCAGUGUCCUCGAGCUAGGAGCCUUUACUGUUUGAUCACGACUCGCGGGCGUAGAAAAUACUUUAUACAGUCCGCCGCGAGAAAGCUGCUAUUCAAGGAGUCGCAAUCAGAAGACACAGAGCUGCGCCAUCAGAACAGUCGAUCAUGAUUCAUCUUGAACAACUUCGAUCGAUCGUUAGGAUGGCGAUGCGUGAGUCAUUCGAAGAACACCAUCAGCGACAUCUCUCGUCUACAUUUCCCUUUGCAGCGUCUGCAGUAAGCAAUCAGGAGGCCCAUAGCAACCCGAAGCCGUUCAGCAUCGAACAAGGCUCUCUAAUUCUCCGCACAGGGUCUGAUUGAGAGCUGUUGUUGCCUCCGAGUGAUCGUGCAGGCACACCCGUACUACAAUCACAGCGGGGCUAGGCGACUCAGGAGGAUCACAUAUCUCAGAUGUGCAACAGGAAUGAACCUAUUAACCCCAGGCGUAUGACAUGUAUUCAAGCCACAAUACGUAUUUACCCACGAACUAAUAUGUGAAAUACAACCCAUCAGACUGACAACCUGAGUGAGACAUCUGCAGCUUCCCGACUGCUAGCACAGCUGGCGAAGACAUGCAAAUACGGUAUCUGCAUGUAGUUUAGAACAACCUGUCCGCCAUGCCCGUCUGACAAAAUUUCACGCACCUAAUGCGUUACAACCAUAAUACAAACCGA